CACCCGAUCUCUCUGCAACUCAUCCCUAACCUCCGAUUCUCUCUCGCUCUCCUCUCCUGAAGAAAAUAGAACUCUUCCAUGGCGUUUGCCGGAAAGUUUUAUCAGAUCUAUCACUGCGGCGCAUCGAACGGUCCAAAAAUCAAAAGCUGCUCAAUUACUCCUCCGACGAAUCCCUCUAGUUUCCGAUCUCCGGCGACGAAGCGCUGCUUGCGGUGCCGCAAGCUAUACUCCGACCACGACAAUUCGCCUUCCGCUUGCUCCUUCCAUGGCCACAUCACUGGGGAGAGAGGGCUGUUUUCGAUGUCGCCGCCGCACCAGGGGAUCGACGGGGAGUGGAGCGAUGGCUCCGGCGUGAUUGUGUACAAGUGGAAUGACAAGGCUCAUAGACCGAACACCGGAACCGGCAACUGGAAGUGCCGGUGGAGCUGUUGCUCGGAGUACGACGAGAACGCCCCUCCUUGUCGGAAAGGCCGACACGUUUCUUACGACGAUGGCUUCACCUUGUUUUAGCUUUUACACCCACACCAAUAAUGUCAUUGAGCAUGCCUAAUCUAAUUAAUUAAUUUUAACAUUCAAACAUACUUUAUAUUAAAGAAUGGGUAAAACUUUGUAAAA
Messenger RNA from Momordica charantia (bitter melon), 615 nucleotides. RefSeq lists its product as uncharacterized. The record is from RefSeq and is a predicted model, not a curated record. Lineage: Eukaryota; Viridiplantae; Streptophyta; Magnoliopsida; Cucurbitales; Cucurbitaceae.